UAACCAAUAGUAUUCCUGGAACCGAAAGAAUUAUCAACAAUUUUGUUUUAUAUUUCGAUCAUUUGAAAGAAAUUUCGUGUUUGGAAUGUACACGUAAAAUAUGUCUGACAUUUCCUUUAAAUAUAAAAUAAUAAGCACGAUUAAAUGCAGCGUCACAUCCGUACACAGCUUCAAAGCGGUUCAAAGGCUAACCAAUGAGACCAGCGGAACCAGUGCAGUAAUGCCGUUCGGACCUAUGGUUCGGACCAGGUUCCUACCAGGGGGACAAGUGAAUUGUGCGAUAGACAGUCAAGCUGGUCUAUUAGGAUCUGUCCUCUAUCUUUUUCCACAUAUGUAAUGUGUUUUAGAUGCUUGUAUUGUAUGACACGAUUGACUAAUUCCCCGGAUAAGAAAGAAAGGAGUGCUUUAGCAGAUACUUUUAGAGAUCUGCAUACAGCAGUUGCUAGCUAGUUAGCUAGCCGGGCGGUCUGUUGUCAUAGUCUGUCUGCGUGGUGGUUCUGAGAACCAUGAACAGCGCUGCGCUCCUCACCGGAGGCCGUACUUACACACCCGGACAAACAAAGCGUACCGAGCGGAUCGAACGGUGAGACACCCAGAUGGCAACGGUCAGCUACCCUUCUUAAAUGACAACAGACAAACGGGUCCACAGCUGAAGCUUUAAGUGCCUGGCUCCUGUUGACAUCCACAGUCAGAGCCUGGGACAGGCCCACCAAGUGGGGUAGUCUCUCUUUGAUCAAGAUGAGUGCCGUCCGCGGAGGAACAGUCACUUGGCGCCCACAGCCCUGGCAGGACGGGGAUGGUGGUGGGGGAGAGCCCCUUUCGGACAGUGACUCAGAGGAAGAAGACUUCCCCGACGACAGUACCACUCCUUUAGGGGACUACGUCACGCAAGGACUGAAGCAACUCCUGGAUGCCCAGCAGCUGUGUGACGUCACCCUCAUAGUGGAAGGGAAGAGGUUUAUGUGCCAUAGGGUCCUUUUGGCAGCAGUCAGCCCCUACUUCCGCGCCAUGUUCACUAGCCCGCUGGUAGAGUCCCGUCUCACUGAAAUCCGAUUGGAGGAGGUGACGCCGUCAGUCAUGGAGACUGUAAUCCAGUUCGUCUACACCGGGGAGGCGGGGCUCUGUCUGGACACGGCGGAGGACCUGUUUGUGGCAGCCAAUCGGCUUCAAGUGAUGCCCCUGCAGGACCUGUGCUCCAGGUUCCUGUUUGACCACCUGUCUGUGGACAACUGCCUGGGUAUGUAUUCUCUGGCCCGCUCCCACCAUGACCAGCUGCUCCUGAGGGCCUCCCUGCGUCUGGUGGCCCAGCACUUCCCCCGCGUCUCCCGCCAGAAAGACUUUCUGCUGCUGGACCCCGGCACGCUGGGCAGCCUGCUGGGCUCGGACCGCCUGGGCGUGGAUUCGGAGGCGGAGGUGUAUGAUGCGGCGCGCCGCUGGGCAGAGCACCAGCCCCUGGAACGUUACGGCCACAUGCCGGGCCUGCUCCACCACCUCCGCCCUGGCCUCCUGUCCCUGGAGGAGAGCCAGCGGCUGAGCGAGGAGCUGGGCCCUGCGGUAGCCGGGGAGAGCCCCGGGGGGCCCCUGAGGCCCAGGGAGGGCAUGUUUGAGAAGAAGAUUGUGUGCGUGGACCUGAAGCCGCGGGAGGACGAGUCGCUGAGCGACAGAGACUUCACGGUGGACUGCUUCGACCCACGCACUGGGAAAUGGGAGAAGCUGGCCGCCCUGGGCUCCCUUCUGUGUCCCGGCUGCACGGCCGUCGGCGGCAGGCUGUUCGUGGCGGGGGGCAUCCUGCGCGGCGGCACGGUGUCCACUGAGGUGCACGAGUACGACGCCGUGCUGGACCGCUGGCUGGAGCGGCCGCCGAUGGCGCAGCCUCGGGCCAUGCUGGGCCUCCUGGGCUGCGGGGAGUUGCUGUAUGCGCUGGGCGGCUGCAACCGAGCGGCCGUGCUGGACUCCUGCGAGACCCUGGACCUGGUCUCCCUGCGGUGGGUCCCCGGGCCCCGCCUGCCACUGCCACUGCGGUCUUUUGCCUGUGCCGCGCUGCGCGGACGCAUCUACCUGCUGGGCGGUGCCACGCUGGAGCAGAACCGGGCGGUGGUGCACGCUGGCGUGCUCAUCUACAACACCCUGAAUGACUCGUGGAGCCGCGUGGGCCUGGAGUCCGGCGCCACCUGCCUGGCCGGCGGGGUGGCAGUGCGCGGCGGGGUCUGCGCCAUUGGCGGAUACAUGAGGGACGCCACCAAGUUCAUAGACGGCAACUACACUCACCUGGAGCCACUGGACGCCACGGGGCGCGUGCUGUUCUUCCGGGAGGGCCGGGGCUCGGCGGUCGAGCGAGAGGUGUCCGGUGCGGUGGUGGCGGAGAGGGCGGGGGGUGGGGGGAGCGACCGUGCCCCCAGCCCAGUGGUGUUCCCUGGGCUGCCCAGGCGGAUUGCCGCGGGCGGCGUGGCCAGGUGGAAGCGGCGGAUAUACGUGCUGGGCGGGGAGAACGGCUCCCGGUUCUAUGACAGCGUGUACUGCUGGAAGCCCGGCUGGCGCAGCUGGGUCCAGAGACGGGAGAAGCUGCCCGGAGACACCGGGGGGGUCAGCCAGUUUGGUUGCGCCACUCUCAAGUUCCCCAAGAAACACAUCCUGUCCAGACUAAGACUGGCCCGGGAGGACCGGAAGCCUGACAACUAGCCACAGCAGGACUAAUGAGCUGUGCUGAAACCAGCAAAAAUGUGUGUGUGUGUGUGUGUGUGUGUGUGUGUGUGUGUGUGUGUGUGUUUGUGUGUGUGUGUGAGAGAAUGUUGGGUUUUGACAGUAACACAGGAGCCCUCCCCGUUCCCUCCAACUCCAUAUGAGAAACAUAUCCUCUAAUGUUAAUCUGAUGGAUGUUUUGGAACUGAACAGCAAAUUGAUGUUUUGAUGACAGUUCUGCUGUCACAUGAUUAAAGGAAUAUUUGCUAAAUA
Messenger RNA from Esox lucius (northern pike), 2952 nucleotides. RefSeq lists its product as uncharacterized. Gene Ontology annotation, molecular function: protein binding. NCBI's taxonomy places the organism in Eukaryota, Metazoa, Chordata, Actinopteri, Esociformes, Esocidae. The record is from RefSeq and is a predicted model, not a curated record. The transcript is spliced from 6 exons. The coding region runs from base 739 to 2679 and encodes 646 amino acids.